This is a messenger RNA of Asterias rubens (European starfish), 1791 nucleotides long. Its product is annotated as somatostatin receptor type 5-like. Bases 444 to 1643 code for a protein of 399 amino acids. Gene Ontology annotation, biological process: G protein-coupled receptor signaling pathway. The transcript has a single exon. The record is from RefSeq and is a predicted model, not a curated record. Gene Ontology annotation, cellular component: plasma membrane. Lineage: Eukaryota; Metazoa; Echinodermata; Asteroidea; Forcipulatida; Asteriidae. Gene Ontology annotation, molecular function: G protein-coupled receptor activity.
ACGAUCGGUGGACCGUCUGACGAAACAGGUUUGUGGUUGAGUGAGACAGAGUGAAUACGGCAAGUAGUUUUUACAACGGUUUAUGGGUGGCGUCACUCAGAACUGACUUGACAAUUGGAGAUCAGCUUUCCUGAACUAGCCACUAAGCCAGAUGGCCUUUGGAGGCUUGGUUAUGUACGUUACAGAAAUACAACUUGUGGUUAUCAAAUUGUUAAACCAUGCUGAACAACUACAACAUUAUAUCAAUUGAAAAAUAUUUAUUUACUCAGUGUGUGGAGAAACAUUAUGUUGCUAUCGUUGCAGAAUUCGAAUUUUUAAUACGCCAACUGAGACAGUUGAUUUGAACCGAUCUCAAGAAAACAGUUGGAGUUGUAGCCGAGGUGAAAAUAUACAAAAGUGUGGUACGACUGAAACUUGUGCGAACCAUCACUCGCCUAGUCGCCAUGUCUUCAUUACAGGAGAAGGUGUUUUCAAAUGCUACCUAUCACCAAGACUGGUUCUGGACUGAGCCAUCAGAGUAUUCCGACGUAGGUUGUUUAAUGUCUUCCAAUUUCACUUCACCGGAGGACAUCGUGGAAAACUCAUACAGUGAUGGGCAGGUGGCUUUCGUGACAGUGAUCCUCCCUAUCGUCAUGGCCAUUGGAGUGCUGAACAACUCUGCUUUCAUUUACGUUGUGGCACGAGUACCUCGAAUGAGGACCGUUACUAAUUGUUAUCUCGUUGGGCUCGCUAUUGCUGAUAUACUGUUCCUGGUUUUCGCCAUAGGGAGCAAAAUAUGGUGCUACAUUUACUCGCCAAUCUACACUGAUGACACCCCUCUCGGACUGUCUGGGUGCCUCCUCACCCAGUUCAUCAUUAACAUGUCAUACUUUGCAACAUUGUGUUUCAUCACGUUGGUGUCAUGGGAGCGUUAUAAUGGCGUUUGCAGGCCACACCGUAAAAGGGAUACAAAACUUACAGUCUUCACACUCGUUGUUAUUUCAACUCUGGUAUCCAGUCUUAUAUCUGCAUCCCUAUUGAUGAGUUUUUCCAAAGUCUAUAUCGAAUGCAUAAUUUGGCCGGACAGGUACCCCUACAACGAGUGGCCCAGGGUAAGAUAUCUGUUCUACCCUAUGUACGAAUGGUCCGAAAGGUACUCAUACGGUGUACAAACGAUUCCAUUUUUCUGUUCCCUCGUAACAAAUGCAAUUUUUUACCAUCAAAUAAUAAGAGGUCUUGACAAGUCCAUGAACCGCAGUCAUCAUUCAAAUCAUCGCAUUCACACAAGAGACUCCUCCACACGUAACCAAAUAGCCCGGAUGUUGGUUAUUAAUGGGGUUGCUUUAUUUGCACUUUUGGCGCCUUUCGAGAUCAUGUCCUUAUUUCAUCUUGUCGGAAUGCUCCGGGGCGACCAGUUCUUAUUACCCCAAGAGGUGAGAAUAUAUCUGGUUGCUGUGGCCAGAGUAACUUCCUAUUUCAAUGCGAUCGUUAACCCCGUGAUAUAUACUGCGUUGAGUAGCACGUACAGAGAGUCUUUCAGAAUUUCAUUUUUUCCGGCACAAUGCCGGCCUAGCCAAAGACAAAGGAUAGAGAACUCAGUACGUGGAAGUACAGUAACUGUCCAAUGUGGCAUAUCAUCAAGGACUCAAGAAUCUAGAAUGUAGUACUUUGCGAAACACUUUAUCUUCUUAAGCACGAAAGUUUAAAAUAUGUGUGAUGGCUUAAAAAGUGUGACACGAACUGAACACUUUAUAAAAUAUACAAGAUGCAUGCCACCAAAUUUAAGCUUCAUCAGUUACAAACUGAAAAAAA